AUGCAACCUUCUGCCUCUAAACUCGUGUCGUCUCGCUCCUUUUGGUCUGUUCGCUGGCCUGUCAUGCUCCAAAUCUUUUUGGAUAUUGACAUGAUCUGUCAUCCUGAUGCUGAAUUUACUGGUAAAGCUCUGGACUUGUCUGGUUCUGCCUUUCUCGACUGGUUGACCCCGGUUUCCUCAACUACCUCUGUUUCGGGUACGCCUUCUAUCUCUUCCUCAGAUAGUGCUGGUAUUACUGUCGCUAUUCCACAUCUUUUGUCUCACUAA
Messenger RNA from Mucor velutinosus, 267 nucleotides. RefSeq lists its product as uncharacterized. NCBI's taxonomy places the organism in Eukaryota, Fungi, Mucoromycota, Mucoromycetes, Mucorales, Mucoraceae. Bases 1 to 267 code for a protein of 88 amino acids. The transcript has a single exon. The record is from RefSeq and is a predicted model, not a curated record.